Molecule: messenger RNA, 2074 nt
Organism: Paramisgurnus dabryanus
Lineage: Eukaryota; Metazoa; Chordata; Actinopteri; Cypriniformes; Cobitidae
Product: keratin, type I cytoskeletal 19-like
Cellular component (GO): cytoskeleton
Molecular function (GO): structural molecule activity
Source: RefSeq, a predicted model, not a curated record
GAUUCGUUUAGACGACAGCUUUGAACUGAAGCAUCUUUACUUGCAAGUACACAGGUAUCUUCUCACACCGAUUAACCAUGUUCCCCGCUUACAGCAGUAAGAGCUCACGGGUAUCAUUCGGAUCAAACCGCCAGAUGAGUUCCUCCAGGGGCAUGAACGCAUUGGGGAGUUCAAAUUUUGGAUUUGAUCCCUUCGCCUCCAAAUCUGGGAUGCCUGCUUAUGAGGUUGGAGUGUCCGGGAAUGAGAAGCAAGAUAUGCAGAAUCUCAAUGAGCGUCUGGCAUCUUACCUGGAGCAGGUGCGCUUUCUUGAGCAGGCCAACAGACAACUGGAAAUGCAAAUUAAGGCAUUUUAUGAAAACAAGCUCCCAACGCAGGGCAAAGACUACAGUGGUUACUUCAAAAUCAUCUCAGAUCUCUAUACACAGAUUCAAAGAGCUACUGUGCAGAAUGCUGAACUCACCCUACAGGUGGACAACUCCAAGCUUGCAGCUGAUGAUUUCAAGUUUAAGUAUGAGAAUGAGAUGAACAUGCGUAUGACAGUGGAAGCAGAUUUAGCUCAACUGCGAAAUUAUUUUGGGGAGAUCAAAAUGUCCACUGAAAACCUGGGUAUGCAGCUCAAUGGGCUGAAUGACGAGCUGCAGUUUCUCAAGAGCAACCACGAACAGGAUCUGCUUUUGGCGCGAGAGCAGCAAAGCGGAGGUGUUAAUGUGGAGAUGGACUGCGCAGCUAACUUCGACCUUGAAAGCAUGCUACAGGAGAUGAGGGAGCAAUACGAGGCCCUCAUUGAGAAUUCUCGCAAGGAGUCUGAAAAAUGGUACCAGGGCAAGGUGAAAGAGUUGCAGACUGCGGUGACCAGCAGCGUUACUGAAAUCAAGACAUCUCAGACCGAACUCACUGAUCUUAGGAAAAUUCUUCAAAGCCUUGAGUUCGAAUUACAAGGACUUCAAUCAUCGAAUCAUCAGCUGGAGCAGAAUCUGUCUGAAGUGGGCAUACGCUUUUCAAACCAGCUGAAUGGGCUGCAAAUGAAAAUAAACUUCAUGGAGCAGAAUCUAAGUGUACUUACACAUGACAUACAGGUCCAGGCCUCUGAGUAUGAUCUUCUGCUGAACCUUAAGAUGAGGCUUGAGAUGGAGAUUGCGGAGUACAGGAGGCUGCUGGAGGGAGAAACACAAUCGGGUAGGGGAAAAACUGGAGGAUCCUCAUCUUUGGCGAAUGGAUUUUCAAGAUCAUCAGCUGCUUCCAAUUCUUCUUCUUCUUCUAAAGGGACCGUCAAUACAGCUGACUCCACCAAGAUUGCAACAGAGGCAAAAUCAGUGAACAAAACAUCAGAGGAAGAAGAUUCGAACAAAAGAAAAGGGAUAAAGGAAGAGAUCAAGAAAGAGAUCAAGAAAGAGAUAAAGGAAGAGAAAAAGGAAGAGAUAAAGAAAGUGGAAGUGCAUACUCCUCAGAUUCAGCGCCGAAUCAAAAGAUAUGCGGAGGAAGUGAUAAAUGGUGAAAUUGUUAGGACUGUUAUAGACGAGAACAUCGAGGACGUCAACUGACAAGAUCAUCAAAUGUAAUCUUGUUUAAAACUACAGUAACCAAAUGUUAAAGGACGAAGAAUAAAGCUGAAUUAAUUCUGUGUCAGUUAAUAGCAUAAUAAACAUGUAAAUGGUUAGUUUUCCUUCCUAUUAAAAUCAUACAUUUUUCUUCUUCUGCAUUAAGGAAAGUUAUGAAAUUAGGCACGUAGAUAGGGCUGUCUAAAUAGUUACCACACUAGAUCAUAACCUCUAGUGCCACCAACAGUUCAAAAUAUGACACAAGUUUUUGCUGAUCUAUGAUGCACAAGUCAGAGAAACAACAUUUUCCACCAUUUUUACAUUUUUCCUUCUAAAGUUUGUCCGAUGGACACUAAUCAAGAGAAGACACUAUGUAGAAUCUAAAGACACUCAAGACAAAAGGUUAUUAAAAUAUUUCUGAUACACCAAUUUGAUGUUGUAUGGGUCAAUGAUAAAUCAAGCUCCUAAAACUUUUUCUAUCUUUUAAAAAUUAAUGUAAUGCAUAUUUUUGAAUAAACAUUUAUUCAAAAAUCUUA